Messenger RNA from Sabethes cyaneus, 1659 nucleotides. Its product is annotated as organic cation transporter protein. Gene Ontology annotation, molecular function: transmembrane transporter activity. NCBI's taxonomy places the organism in Eukaryota, Metazoa, Arthropoda, Insecta, Diptera, Culicidae. The record is from RefSeq and is a predicted model, not a curated record. Bases 1 to 1659 code for a protein of 552 amino acids. Gene Ontology annotation, biological process: transmembrane transport. The transcript is spliced from 10 exons.
AUGGCGGCAGAUUUGUUAUCUUCACUAACGGGCGAUUUUGGAAAAUGGCAGGCGCGCUCAAUUUUUCUUAUCUAUUUAUGCAAAAUUCCAUCCUCAUGGUUCAUGGCGUGUUUGAUAUUUACCGCUCCUGUUCCCAAACAUGGUGAUUUUUUUUGCAAGCCCCCAGUACCUUCACAAGUAUUGAAUACAACUGAAUGGAUUAAAAUAUCACAUCCCGUUAAAGAAGAUGUCAACGAUGAAGAGUUUUCUAUUGACUAUUGUAACGUUUAUGAGGAUGCUUUGGAACAUAGUUUUCAGCCAUGGAUACAACCGACUAAUAACAGCAAAAUUGUACCGUGCGAAACGUUUGAACAUCAUUCGGAAUAUAACUCCAUAAUCACCGAGUUUGAUUUAGUUUGCUCAAGAGAUAUAUUAGUUGCAUCUACACAAUCUUCUCAUCUGUUUGGUGUACUACUUGGUGGAAUAAUCACUACUAAACUAAUGGAGACAAUUAGUCCUCGUAACACAAUGUUGUUGGGUAUGUACACUCAGAUAUUAUGCGGAUGCAUUACCGGUUUAGUGGACGUCUUUGAGCUACACAUGAUUUUUAGAUGCCUAAGUGCAAUUUGCUGUGGAUUAAUGUAUACUGCCGGUGGUGUUAUCAUGGCAGAUAUAACAGGUGGAAAAUACAAAACGUCAGCCAUAGCCUUAUUUGAACAGUUUUGGUCUGUAGGCGUCAUACUUCUUCCGGCUGUAGCAAGUUUUUGGUCUAGCUGGUCUCAUCUCUAUUUGGCUAUUUCAUUGCCGACCUUUUUACUGAUUAUUUUGCACAGGUGGAUUCCGGAUUCUCCAAAAUGGUUACUUCAACAAGGACGAAUAAAAGAAGCUAAAUUUUUUUUGGAGGAAGCAGCCACCACAAAUGGAAAUGGAAAAUAUAUUCCAAGCGAUUUAUCUUCGCAACUUCAUGAAAUCUCGAAUAAAAUGAAAUCUCAGCCUGACCCCGAUCCGUGGUGGACAAUAUGGCAGGAAAAGGGUGCGAGGAAAAAUUUAAUAUGUGCACACCUGGCAUGGUCCAUUUUUAUUCCUGUAUACUAUGGAAUGCUGUUGAAUAUUAGAGCAUUUGGAACAGAACAUCUACGAGUCAAUACAGUGAUAGCAGGUGCAUCAGAAUUGACUGGUACAUUUAUUGGAUACUACCUCAUAAUGCGCACGAAAAACAAAUGGUUUGCCGCCGGUUUGUUCAACAUAAUUGGAGGUUUGGUGACAUAUUGUGGCUGGCUUAUACCACCAGAAGUUACAGGAAAUCGACGAACUGCUCUCCUCAUGCUAUCUGCGAUGGUUGCAAAAUGCAGUAUAUCAUGUUGUUUGACUCUACUGACAGUUUGCACUACUGAACUAGUUAGUGAAAAAAAGAAAAAAGGUGCAGCAUACUCAUCAAUAGUAUGGGCUAGAAUAUGGCUUUUGGGGGCUCCUUUCGUUGGUGCAACAGUAAUAUUUGGACAAUUAGUUCCGCAGACGGCUUUUGGGUCAUUAACACUUAUUGGUGGUAUCAUAGCAGGAAGUAUAAAUAGCCCGCGAACACACAUAAGUACUAAGAGAAUAGCAGCUCUACCCGAGACAAUCACCAAACCAAAUGAGUGGCAAACGAAACCUGUGCAGAAUUCUGUGUUGAAAUAUUAA